Molecule: messenger RNA, 7306 nt
Organism: Haplochromis burtoni (Burton's mouthbrooder)
Lineage: Eukaryota; Metazoa; Chordata; Actinopteri; Cichliformes; Cichlidae
Gene: klf8
Product: Kruppel-like factor 8
Exons: 8
Coding region: 725-2071 (448 amino acids)
Biological process (GO): regulation of transcription by RNA polymerase II
Molecular function (GO): RNA polymerase II cis-regulatory region sequence-specific DNA binding; DNA-binding transcription factor activity, RNA polymerase II-specific
Source: RefSeq, a predicted model, not a curated record
CCUCAAUUAGCUUGCUGGGUGACGUCAGUAAGGUGACAUGGGUGUUUCUCUUCAUCAUCAUCCGUGGGCAAUAAGCUGCUGCAGCACAGCAUUGGUGCAUGGGAGAGGAGGUAAUGUGGAGAGCAGUGCUGGUAGAUGCAAUUAAAGCCCCCCACACCUCCACGCCUCUCUCUUUGCAUUUGUGCGCUGGUGCUUCUGCAGCAGCUCCUCUUGCACUGCCCGCCCGCCCGCUGCCGGUGUCGGGUCGCCGGCAGAGCGGCCCCGCUCCUCUGCAGGGCUGCAGGGCUGCGCAGCUCCUGACUGACAGAGAGAUGAGGGGUGGGGACGCAGGGUGGGGUCACAAGCAGGGAGAGGCGGAGGAGGAAAAGGCAGAGAGAGAGAGCCCAGCCCUUGAAUACACGGCAACAACACGCCGACAGAGAGAGAGAGGGAGAGACACAGAGAGACUGGCUGUUUUUUUUUUUGUUUUUUGGGGGGGUAAAAGCACAGGGAGCCUUCGACGCCGCGGAUAUGAACUGAAAAGAAACACUGGAAGAGGCAGGGAUCGUGUUCCUAUAUCCCGAAAUAUUUGACUGUAAAGGUGGAAAACUAGCACCCCCAAAAAAGCCCUCCUCUCUCUCCCUGACAGUUCUGAUUCAGAUAGAGCUACACCCAAAGCCCCGACCGACCCCCUCCUGCUCCUGCUGCUCCACCCCUCCGCCGCUGCACCGCUCCGGCAACCGAGAUGCACACGGAGACCCGUAACAAGAAAAUGCCACAUGCUACCAUGUUUAAAACCAAACAUCAGAGCAGUAGAAGUCUCUCUGUUAGGGUACCCCACCUACCAAAAAAGUGUCAGUCAACUCCAAAGCAGAAGAAGAGUGCGGUCAGUGCCCGGAAGAGGCUGAGGAGCCCGGCCAAGCAGAGCUCCUUGACCCAGCAAGAACUGCCACCUUCUUCAUCACCUCUGCCGCCCACAGUCCAGGAAGAGGAGGAGAAGAAAGAAGAGCCCGCGACCAGGCCACGGCCAACGCAGGGAGAAGAGGAGGAGCUGAAGGAAGUGGCGACACAGUCUGUGAGGGUGAAAGAGGAAGAAAAGAAAGCAGAGGAGGAGGGCGAGAAAGACAUGCCCUCUGUACAGAUCAAACCAGAGCCAGAGGAGAUGGAGUGCACGGCAGAUAUAGGUGAUGACGGCUCACAGCCGAAAGACCUGAAGGUGAAGAAGGAGUGCAAGACAGAGCCCUCCUCGCCUCAUCCGAGCCCCACUGAGGACCAGACUGAGCCCGUUGACCUUUCGCUCAACAAACCUCGCUCCGCUUCGACAACGAGCACCACAGUCAACCCAGCUCCCAGCAGCGCUGUGACCCAGCCCAGCCUGUCAGCCACACCUGUCCCCUCUGCGGUGCAAUCGAUAGGCUCCAUGGUCCUCUCUCCAGGAUCCAUCUUAGCCACGCAGGGCGCUGGAGGCCAGCAGAUUCUCCACGUUAUCCAUACAAUCCCCUCAGUGACCAUGCCCAGCAAGGUGGGUCAGCUGCAGACCAUCCCUGUGGUGGUGCAGUCGCUGCCUGUUGUCUACACCACCAUGCCUACUGACGGUGUUGCCACAGCAGCCAUUACGGUGCCGCUGAUAGGCAGUGAUGGGCGCUCCGAAGGAUCUGUUCGGAUCAAGCCAGGUUCAACAUCUCCAGUGGAAUAUCAAAGUGAAAGCGAUGCAGAGAGCGGUACAGAGUCUGGAUCGGCUUCCAUCAGCGCCCAGAGCCUUGAUGCGGGGUCGGUUAUGGACUUGGAGCCCGUCGAUCCAGAUUCGCCAGACAUCAAGAGGCGGCGGAUCCACAUGUGCGACUACGAAGGCUGCAAAAAAGUUUACACCAAGAGCUCCCACCUCAAAGCCCACAGGAGGAUACACACAGGAGAGAAGCCCUACCACUGUACCUGGGAAGGCUGCACCUGGCGCUUCGCCCGCUCCGACGAGCUGACCCGACACUUUCGCAAGCACACCGGAAUCAAACCCUUCCGCUGCACCGAAUGCGACCGCUCCUUCUCCCGGUCUGACCACCUCUCCCUGCACCGCCGCCGCCACGUGAUGAUGUGAACUCUGACUUCCUUCCUUCCUCUCCCCUGACGCCCCCAGCUCCCUAUCAAACUGACCUCUGACCCUUUGAUUUCUCAAAAGCCCCUCACAGCACAUCUUGUACCAGUGCCCCCACACCUCACACGAUACUUCCUGUUUCCUCUCUGCUCUCCUGCGGGAUUUUAAACCCACCUUGCAAAUAGAAAAAAAAGGACUUUACCUUCUCCUCCUCUUCCUCCUCAUCUUCAUCUCACAGUCAUAGGACAAUUGUGUCUGUGUGUUUGUUCGGUGGUGGCAGCAGGAUGUUUUUUGCUGCGUGUGUGUGUGUCUGUCAUCAUUACCGUCCAGCCCAAAGCAGUCCUCUCUACCAUCCUCCGACUCAGUCACACAAGAUGUUGCCUCCUCAGAAAGAGAAAGGAUGGACUGAAGGACAUCCAGCAGCAGGGACUUUCAUGCUUCCAUCCAUCUAUUACAUGCAUCAGUCCAUCCAAAAGGCAAAGAGGAAGAGGAGGGCUCACACAGAUGUCACUUCAGCUGCUCUUUUCUUGAUUUACAGUUUUUAUUUUGUUCAUAUCCUGAGUUUGGAAUCUACGUGACUCCAAAAUUUAUUUUCUUGGAAGCUAAAGAGACUUCCGAGGAUGCCGCUUCCCGCCACUGCUUUUCCAGGAAAAGUUGUUUUUGAGAACUUUGAGUUUCGUUCCACCCCAGUUAUAUUUGCCUGAGGCAAAUGUGAUCUUACUGAGUGACCUUUUGAUCAAAUAAUCAAAUAACAGGUAAAUAAAUAUAAAAUACAGCAUUACGCAAAAAUGCUCCAGGUAUCAUUAUAGCUCCUUAAAUAUUAAGUAGCUGUGACUUGGAUGACGGUAAACUGCUUACAAUUGCUGAAUAUUUGGACUGUCUUCGGAUUUCAAAGUGGAGCGUAGAGAAGUGCAGUUCCUUGAGUUCUUUAGUUCCUGGUUCUGUUUGUAAAAGUAAAAGAACCAAAACUCAUUUAUCAUAAAUUCAGAUGAGGUAUUUACUUAACUGUGCAUAUCGGUGUGUGUGUGUGCGUGCGUGCGCUUAUUUCAUUGACAGCAGCUGAAGUGACGUCAGAUGCAUCAGCAUGUCUGAGGCUAAAACACUGCGCCCCACCCUCCCAUCGCCAUUCGCCUCCUUCUGCCCUAAACCCCCGCCACCUCCCCCGGUACAGGGAGCUACAAGACUGUGAAUUUAAUAAAACUUCAUUUGUUUUCAUUGUAUCGAUCACGUGGUUGUUAUCGCCCCGCCCCCUUCCCCGUCGCACACACCUUUCCGAUUCCUCUUGAAUAACAGUAUUUGCUUUGUUUGCGCCGUCGUCGCUGUUGUUUUAUCAGAAAAACACAAAAAAAGGCCUUUAGUCCUGUCUACAUUUUUUCUUUUCUUUUUUGGUGUUCUAAACAAAAUGUUGUUCUUUUGUUUUUUAUUUAAAAAGAAAAAAAACUUUCAGAUCUUUUUUUUGUCGUUGUUUUCUGAGGCUGUGAAAAAGACAGAGGAGACACAAAUAGAUUGAGAAUACAAGUAAAACUCUCAUGCAGGGAAUAGGGGAGCUUUUCUGAGUGUGCGUGUGUGCGUGUCCGUGAGUUAGUGUGCAUGUUUUGAGACAAACACAUAAUCAAGAAUUUAAGAUUUUUAUGAGUGCGUUGUUCCGGGCACUUGUUGUUCUUUUACCUCUUGCCCGUCGAGCCUUAAUAACCGAAGUCAAUCUGUAAGGGCAAAACUAGAACGGCCGACAGACGACGACUGGCCACAGCGUUCGCUUUAGUUCAGUUGUUUAGUUUUUGAAGUUUAAAUUGAAGGUGUUAUGUGUGGAAUUUGUUUCCGUAUUUGGUGAGAAAAGUUUUUUAGGCUGAAAAAAACAUGCUUGCUGAUUUUCAAGCCUUUUAAAAUAGAAAUUUUAACAUUUAUUUUAACAGUGUCACCAAAGUGAGUUGAACCUAAAGCAUUUCAAAGUUUUAACAAAUCAGAUGGUUUGAGAAUUUCCAGCUUUUGCUCAUCAGACUCUGUCGAGACUGUUCUUUUUUAAUAUAAUUAAAUGGUUUUGUAACCUUGCAUCGUUAUGAGAGGAAGAAGACUGAUAACGGAGUGGUGAAGGUCGUCUGUCGGUGGUUCUGGGAGAAAUCGGGCGUCUCGUAGGGCUGUCGGGGUCCAGGCGCCUGGGGUUUAAACCACGGGGAAACUUAAGCGCUCUCCUCACUAGCAUUUCUACCAGGGUGGGGGUCAAUUCACUCCGGUUUGUUUUUAAUGGCAAUAGAAUCUCAGUUAAAAGCCUCGAGUAGAUACUAACAGAUGAAUCGUGUCUCGAAUUGGGUUCUUUUUGGAGCAGAAUCGACCCCCGCCUCACCCUGGUUCCUUACCCACAGUGUCCAUGUCUUAAGUGGGCUGGUUUUCAGCUCCCGAUCCGGGCUGAACUUGAUUAUGCAACAUAACGCAGACGCAGCUCCAAGCGCUGUUCUGAUCUCAGUCCUUGAGCACUAGCUGGUAGUUGGGUUCCUGAUAAGCAGCUCACGUAGGGUUGUUGCAGGAACCUUAAGAGGAAGGUCAGGUUUGUGUAGAGGCCUGCGCUGUUGAUCACUACUCUGUGUUGGUAUAUAAGACUUAAGGUGUGGAAACACAUCCAUAAUUUCAAACAGACUUGGUAAUGAGCGAGUGGGGAGCUGGGGUUGUGAUGGACGGAGCAGGCUUUUCUCAUCCUGGCUCGUCUCUUUUCAAGCAACAACCCCCCCCCCAAUAAAAAACGGCCACACACAUUUUGCUUUGAAUUCGUUCUCGCCAUUUACAGUCGUCUUUGUCAUCAUUUCAGAAGCUAGUAAGUGAGAGCAAAAUGUUUUACAUCUUGACUUUUCACAUUGCGAUAAAUGAGAUGGACAUGCAGGCUUGCUGUGAGCUGAGCGCAUGCCGUGAAGAGGGCAGAUUUGUUGCGUGGUCUCCGCGCUGCGAAACCGAAGAGAAUCCGUCUUAGCCGAGUCACUGAAUAUGGUUUAAAAAUGAGGGAAUCUGUUCCUGUCUUCCCAUUUCCCAUCAGGAGAAGCAUUACUUAGAAUUCAGUCACUCGCUUGGAAGGAUUUUAGUGGUUUAUUUGUUAUGUUUUUGCAGCGCAGAGCAAUGCAAUGUUCCCAUUUCUCUUAACAUCCCCUGCUUCAAGUAAAAAAACAAAAAAAGAAGUUACUAAGCACAUCUUUCUAGAAGAGUAUAUGCAUUUGAUUGCAAUUUUCUUUCUUUUGUAAACUGUUGAUAAAGACAUUAAGGACAAUGACAAAUAAUUAAGAGAAAUCCGUGUACAUAAAUGUAUAUAAUCAAAGUGCAGAGUAAAUGUAACGGGUGAAUUUCUAUUUUUAACACUGACUAGAUAAUGUGAAAAAUCUUUUUUUUUCUCUCUUCUUCCUCUGUUGGUUUGAUGAAAUGUGUUUUUCAUCAUGUGUAUUUUUUUUUUCAAUCUAAUACAUUUGUUUCGUAGUUUCUUAAAAAAAGAACAAUUAUAUGGUCCCACUUGUGUUGUGCACAUUUGUGUUGCAUGGAGAGUAGCCUUCUUGUUUUCUUAUAGUGACGUUGGUGAGCAUGUCAAGUGCGUGUGAGACCGUUGAGAUGCCCCAGCAGGGGUGGGGGUGGGAAACGACCCCCUACUCAACUAACUAGGGAUUCAUUAUAACAACCGAGCUUAAUGUCCCAGUACUGGACCUGGUUUUAAAUGUCAAGUUAAAUGUGAGAUUCAGUUGGUUUGGGUCAGACCCAUUUUUUCCUCCUUCAGCUUCAGGUGUGUUCUGCUCAGAUAAGUUAACAGGAAGUAAGAGGAAGUCCCCAGAUUUACAGUAGCCAGUUUAAAUGUGUUGAUAUGUUUCUCCUUUUUAAAAUCGAUGUUGAAAUCCAAGCAGCAAAAACAUUAUUCAUGUUAGAUCAGUCAAGUGCUGCACUGAAUAAAAGGUUCUUUUAAAGAUACCUAAUUGAAGUACAAAAACAAAACACAGAGCCACUGAUUCACUUGUUAUCGGACCAGAUGUCGUAUACCUUAUCUGUUUCUGGGGCUUCCUGGCUCCACGUCGUUACAGUUGAGGUGCGUGGACGUUUCUUUGUGGUGCUAACAGGAAAUGGGGUUCUGGUUUUUCCAGCACAUUCAGUUUUAUCUCUCCAUCGGCCUCGUGUCUGUUUCGGAGAUUGCUUUCGAUUUUUUUGUUGUAUGUGAAUGGAAUUGUUGAUCUUUCCUCGACCACACACACUAACUGCUCGGCACUGACCUCGUUUAUCGUUUAAAUGUCAUCUUUAUGACUAAUUAGUGGACGAGGUCAGGAAUGAAUGAACGUUUAGUAGAAAUCCAGCGAAAUCUCAAGACCUCCAAAUACAGCUUCUUGUCUCCUUUUAGCACCACGAAUGAAACCUUCCCUCUCACAUAUCUCAAAUAUAUCGUAACAGAGGCAGAAGUCCCAAAGAUUAAUGCAUUAAAAAGUACCCCUGAAUGCUAAGCCCCUUUAUUUCUGGGAAUGUUAACCCCACAGAGCACAUGUGCUCUGUGUCAUUUAGUAUCUGCUAUAGGCCCUUUUGCUUUACAAGCACACUGAUCAGCUCAGUUGGUAUAUUUGCACACCGAGACAAACUCACACACGCACUGAAACCUCUGGAGACACACCGACGAUGGUCGGUUAAACAUCCGAGCCUGUUGACGACACCCUGGGCAGGAUAUUUUCGCUGGUGUCGGAGCUUUGGCAGGGAGACUGAUGCAUGUGUACAUUUAUCUCCUGCUUCUUGUUGGUUUGUGCAAGCUUGUUUUUCCUCAGUAUUCCUCUUUUUUUCCCGUUUCCUCCCCUUUUUGUUCUUGUAUAAAAGCAGGAUUGUGAAAAAAAGAACCAUAAAGACAGAGUUUUAUCCCUGCUGAAACCGUAACGGGAUCGAGUUUGUGUCUGAGGGUGACGUCACGUCUGUGCGCGAGUGCCUCGACUCACCACGAAUCACAUCUUCUGCAAAUCUGGAACUUUUAGGUAUUUUCUAUUGAAUGCAGUAACUUAUGGGCCAGUACUAUAUUUACUCAGUGCAAUGCAGUUAUCAUUAUAAUAAUACAAUUAUUAAUAAUAUUUUUCUUUUUUGUAUUUGUACAGAACAAAUGUGUAAAGAUCAGUGAGGAAAACGUGAGCUUUUUGAUACUGUGACUCAUGGUGUUUAAAAGUCAGUUUCUCCCUGUACAGUUGUGAUUAUUUUCCCCUCCCUUUCUUCUUCUUUUAUAGAAUAAAACAUGUUUUUGGUGCAAUUUAA